Messenger RNA from Humulus lupulus (European hop), 1059 nucleotides. RefSeq names its product small ribosomal subunit protein uS10c. The coding region runs from base 77 to 685 and encodes 202 amino acids. Lineage: Eukaryota; Viridiplantae; Streptophyta; Magnoliopsida; Rosales; Cannabaceae. Gene Ontology annotation, cellular component: ribosome; small ribosomal subunit; mitochondrion. Gene Ontology annotation, molecular function: RNA binding; structural constituent of ribosome. The transcript is spliced from 4 exons. The record is from RefSeq and is a predicted model, not a curated record. Gene Ontology annotation, biological process: translation.
GCUCAUAGCAUAGGUUGGAGAAGAGAAGAGAAGAGUCUCUCUUCACUUUCUGAGCUGAGCUUGAAACGAAAUUUCAAUGGCGGUUUCUUCAGUAUCUGCAACCUUAAUCCCUUCUCUUUCUCUCUCCAAUUCUUCCCCAUCGUCUUCUUGUUAUAAGCCAAAGCUUUCUCCUUUCUCUUUGCACUUUGCAAAUUGCUCCGCUAAGCUCAGAACUGUAAAACCUUCACAGUCCUCGACUAGGGUUUAUGCUGCUCCUGAAGUGUUGGAGCCCCCUCCAGAAACUUUAGAUGAGUCUGGCUCUGAGACCCUCGAGGUUGGAGGUUCUGAGAUUCCCAGUACUUCGUCAAUCAGCAUUGGUGCUGAUGCUGACAAGGCUGCGCCAAAGCAAAAAAUUAGGAUUAAACUUAGGUCUUAUUGGGUGCCUUUGAUAGAGGACUCUUGCAAGCAGAUAAUGGAUGCUGCAAGAAAUUCAAAUGCAAAAACUGUGGGUCCUGUGCCCUUACCAACCAAAAAGCGGAUCUACUGUGUUCUAAAAUCCCCUCACGUUCACAAGGAUGCAAGAUUCCAUUUUGAAAUACGUACUCAUCAGCGCCUCAUUGAUAUUCUUUACCCAACUGCACAAACAAUAGAUUCUUUGAUGCAACUUGAUCUUCCUGCUGGGGUUGAUGUCGAGGUCAAGCUAUGAUGAAUCAGAGCUACUGGCUAGUGUUAGGUGCUGGAAGUCUUCUCGAAACAUGGAGAACGGUUUAUUUUGUCGAGGGGUGACCGCAAGAACAAGUUUGUACAAACCAGUUCUACUUUCUCAGAAAUCUCUCUGCUUUUUGAUGUCUUUGUAGGCAACAUUUGUAUGUGAACACGACACUGCCUGUUAAUCGAGGAAAUGUCAUAAAGAGUAUGUCAGCAGUAGUUUAUGUAUGCUUGUAUUUCUGUUAAUUUUCUUUGUGAUGAAUAUGACAACAUAUCAUAACAUGUUUUGAUUAUAUCAAUGUCUUAACAUGCAAUGUUAUACAAAUUCGUAGAGACCUUAUUCAGUUCAAUUGAAUUUUAUUUGUUUCAUCA